AUGGCUGUUUAUGAGGCCUCACUGUAUCCACAGGCUAGGGACCUGGCAUUUGAUGUGCUAGAUGGGAAGGGAACUCUGAUGAUUGUGGCAUCUGCCAUUUAUCCUGAACAAGCCCAAAUGCCCACUGCAGUCCUCAGGCCCGUAAUGUCACGUGCCCGGAGCAGUUACAAUAGGAAGUUAGAGAGCAAGAUGAUGACCCACUCACCCCUAAGGGAUCACAAUUUUCGAGGAAAAAAAGAUGCUGCUGUGUACAGCAAAGGGAUGCCAAGUUGCCCAGGCAAUGGGAAAGGAAUUCAUGGCAAUGAUGGCAACGGGCCUCCGCCAACAUUCAGAGGCCUCCCAGGCCCCCUCCCCCUGGAUAAACCACUUCAGCUGCCCCCCAUUUUCCUCAAGGGAGAAAAAGGGGAAUCCUCUGUCCGGAAUGCCCAGGAAGGAGAGCCAAGCCUACAGUCACCCAGCUUAGAGCCCCGGCCCCCCGCGUGGCCACGCAGUGCAGGAGCAGCUCAGGAGCCCCGGAAAGUGUCCAGCAGCAACCUCAGCUUCACCCAGAGCAGCGAGAGCCAUGUGUCCAGUGUGCAGCACCCCGGGCCGGAGGACUGCAGCCACGCCAGCCUGAGCAGUGGGUACGCAGGGGACAAGGAGGGCAGUGACAUCAGCUUAGUGGGCAGCCGCCGGAGGGUGCGGUUGAACAGAAGGCUCAACAACCCCGCGCCCAGCACCCAAACGAGCCAGCUGGGCUCCACAGACUCUCCCAGCUGUCUAAAGAGCCGGCUGACUGGCCCCGCCCACAGCACCAAGCAGACUGGAGGGCAAGAGUGA
Molecule: messenger RNA, 819 nt
Organism: Cebus imitator (Panamanian white-faced capuchin)
Lineage: Eukaryota; Metazoa; Chordata; Mammalia; Primates; Cebidae
Gene: CUNH16orf82
Product: chromosome unknown C16orf82 homolog
Exons: 3
Coding region: 1-819 (272 amino acids)
Source: RefSeq, a predicted model, not a curated record